AUGACACGUAAAUGUUACUACUGCAAGGCGGGAAUGCCUGAAAUAACUGCAGGUAGUGAAAAUGACUCGCAGUGUGAAAAGUGUAAGAAGAAUGAGGAGAAAUAUAAAACAAAGCCAACAAUAUGUAUGUAUUGCCAGCUACAAGCUGCUUUCGUUGCUAACAAAUGUGUUUGGUGUUGCCAUGCUGAGAGGAAGUAUGGUUUACCGGUGCAAUGUUCUCAGUGCCUUCAGAAAUCAGCCUUUGUUCGAGAACCCUCACAAAAGGACAAACCGCUAUAUUGUCGUUUAUGUACAAUGUCUAGAAAGGCAAUGUUUGGAGAAGCUUCAACAUAUAGCAAUAUGCCAAAGUCAAAAAGUAGCAGUCAUUCAAAGCGAAACAGACUGAGCUCUUCUGAAAACAGGGGAGGAAAAGUAUCAAAGCGAAAUGCUAUGACAGAAACAACGCUAGAUAAUGCUCAUUCGGAACACAUCUUUGUCAUUCAACAAUAUAAGGACGAAAUUUUAGAGUUGCAGAAGAAAUGCUUUGAAAAAGACAGAAUUAUACUGGAAAGAGAUAAGAAGAUUGCGGAAUUGAAUGCUGAAAUAAUAAUGCAAGAACAACAAGGACGAAUGAAAAUAAACAUGAUGCAAAAGCAACACGCCGAAUCGUUGCAAUCACUUCAUGAUCAGAUACGAACUUUAAACAAACAAGUGCGGCAGUUGCAGAAAGGAUUUUAA
Molecule: messenger RNA, 717 nt
Organism: Brugia malayi
Lineage: Eukaryota; Metazoa; Nematoda; Chromadorea; Rhabditida; Onchocercidae
Product: cDNA sequence BC008163, putative
Exons: 7
Coding region: 1-717 (238 amino acids)
Source: RefSeq, a predicted model, not a curated record